Molecule: messenger RNA, 835 nt
Organism: Mercenaria mercenaria
Lineage: Eukaryota; Metazoa; Mollusca; Bivalvia; Venerida; Veneridae
Exons: 2
Coding region: 37-387 (116 amino acids)
Source: RefSeq, a predicted model, not a curated record
CGUAGACAUUCAAUCCGUGGGUAUAAGAGAUUAAAUAUGUUUGGACAUAUAUUUUUGCUAGUGACUGUUUGCGCUUUUGUGAGCUCGAGCGAACCUGAAUGUUCAAAAUUUCAUUAUGAAGAGAAGACGCUUGAAAAAAUGAUUAAAACUGAAAUAUAUGUGGACAAAAUAAAAUCGGAAACUGAAAACAUGCAGCAAAAAAUGUCCGAAAAACUUGAUGGAAUUCAAGAAGAUUGCGAGACAACGGAGCGUGAAUUAAAAGAAGCUAAAGAAGACAAUAAGAAAGCGGUUGAGGAAAUCAAAGCAACAAUAGAUGGUCUGUCAACCGUACCAGCUGUUGGUUUUCAGUCACAUGAUAUAAAGAACACUGCGCCGAGCGAUGGUUAGAAACUGGUAUUUAGCACAACUACGUUUGACAUAGGCUCCGGCUACAACAAUACGACUGGGGUAUAUGUUACACCUGUCGCCGGUAUAUACAUGUUCACAUUGCAGCUGUGCAUGGAGGAUAAAGUGUAUUUCUACUUUGAAAUUGCUUCUAAAAAAUCUCCUAUUCUAAAGGGUUGCAUGCAUGACGACGGCGGUAGACCCUAUGGUUGCCAAACAGCUACAACUGUAGCAGUUUUUGGUGCACAGGAACAUGUGUGGAUAAAAAGUGGAACGUCUACCAGUGGGAGUCAUAUUCAUAAGGAAGCAAAAGUCUGGAAUAGCUUUUCUGGUGUUCUGAUUAGCACAAUCGCCAAAUAGACAAAACCUUUUGUUUUUUUUUUCUUGUUUUAUUGUUGUAUUUAAUAGAAAGAGACCUGUAACUGCAUGGUGAACUUGUUUCAAAAUACAA